This is a messenger RNA of Pseudopodoces humilis (Tibetan ground-tit), 1448 nucleotides long. RefSeq names its product transmembrane protein 178B (gene TMEM178B). Lineage: Eukaryota; Metazoa; Chordata; Aves; Passeriformes; Paridae. The record is from RefSeq and is a predicted model, not a curated record. Gene Ontology annotation, cellular component: membrane.
UGUUUCUGUGAAGCUGAGGCAUGGCUGCUGGAAGGUUACUGCUCUAUGCUGGCCUCUCUUUAGCUCUGUGUGCCCUUGGCAUGCUGGCUGUGGCAAUCUGCUCUGACCAUUGGUAUGAAACUGAUGCCAGGAAGCACAGAGAGAGGUGCAAGAGCAUCACCACUAAGAGAAAUGAUCCUGGCUUCAUUUAUAACUCCAACAACAACCUGCCUCUCAGGGCCAGCAGGUCUAGGUUGGACCGCUGGGAAGGGAAACUCCUCUUGGCAAGAAACAGGAGGCAGAUCUUUGCUAUGAGCGCAGUCGACGAGUGCAACAGACAGUACAACUCCACCAAUAUGGGGCUCUGGAGGAAAUGCCACCGACAAGGAUUCGACCAGGAGCUGGAGGAGCUGAUUGCCAAAGGAGCAAUUGAGCGGUGCUCGUACAUCAAGUACCACUACUCCUCAGCCACCAUCCCCAAGAACCUUACCUACAACAUCACCAAGACGAUCCGCCAGGAUGAGUGGCACGCCUUGCAUCUGCGCAGGAUGACAGCUGGUUUCAUGGGCAUGGCUGUGGCCAUCAUCCUUUUUGGAUGGAUUAUUGGCGUGCUGGGGUGCUGCUGGGAUCGAGGCCUUAUGCAGUAUGUGGCAGGGCUUCUCUUCCUCAUGGGAGGAACCUUCUGCAUCAUUUCACUGUGCACGUGCGUGGCUGGAAUCAACUUUGAGCUCUCCCGCUACCCCCGCUACCUGUACGGACUUCCCGACGACAUCAGCCAUGGCUAUGGCUGGUCCAUGUUCUGUGCGUGGGGGGGCCUGGGCCUCACUCUGAUCUCUGGCUUCUUCUGCACUCUGGCCCCUUCUGUCCAACCUGUCCCCAGGACCAACUGCCCCAAAUCUAGACCUGAGAAUGGGACAGUGUGCUAAAGCAAAUAGCAAACAAAUACACACACACACAGAGACAUAUAUAUAUAUAUAUGCCUAUGUAUGCCUAUACAUGCAUAUAUAUGUAUAUAAAAUUAUAUAUAUAUAUAAAAUCUCAAAUUAAUGCCAGUGCCAAGGUAGAGCUGAGUCCAACAUGGCACUCACAUCUCCACUGGACUCUGUGUUGCUUCAUUCUUUCUCACAGUGAUGGGAAAGCUUUUCUCUCACGUGGCUCUUCCAUCCAACUCUUAACUUCAGCAUCAUACCUUAGAGAUCAAAUGAACCUACAGCUGCACCUACCUACUGCCAUUUGGGAGGGGGAACAGGGGAUCCAUGUGGGGAAUCUGGAACCAGAAUCUGUACAGGACAUGGUGGGGGCAGAGGCGUGGGGGGAAUGACACAAAAAGCGUGUCCAUUGCAGCCAGAAGGGAAAAUGCAAAGAGCAAGCAAAGGAACAAAUGAAGCAUUUGAGCCACUUCAACAACGUACCUCCUCAAGGCCAUUAUCAGAAACCCACCCAAGUUCUUUUUCUUUCUUAAAACAAAA